CUGUCAAUGUCACGUUAUAAUUUAAGAUUACAAAAAUAAAAUUUGUUUUUUAGUUUUUUCGCAGGAGAAUUAUGUAAAAAAAUCUGUUAAUGUCUACCCCAAAGCUCAUUACUAUGGCAAAAAUGGAAGCUUCAGUACUUAAAAACAAGUUUCGAGGCUGCCUGCUCGGCUCGUUGAUAGGAGAUUGCACUGGAGCUCCAUUCGAGGGCGAUACGAUUUCACAUGGAGACCGAUUGGUCAUUCAAAGAUACUACGACAAACUCGAAGAUCCCACUUUCACCGCUCCUUAUAAGACAUACACCGAUGACACGGCCAUGAUGAAAUCCGUCGCUAAAUUUCUAACAGACAAACCCGAACCGGACUAUAAAUUCUUAUCCAGACUAUUCGUCAACGAGUUCUUCAAGGAACCCAGACGAGGAUACGGGCAGAACGUCAUCGAUGUUUUCCACAAACUGCGAAACACGAAAUAUGAGAACGUCUUCAAGCCGGCCAGCGAACAGUUUAUGGGCGCGGGGUCCUACGGGAACGGGGGAGCCAUGCGCGUGGCGCCCAUCGCUCUAUAUUUCCACGAUAACUACAAAAUGAUGCUCGAAGUGGCCUCGAACGCCACCAAAUUGACGCACACGAACGUGCUGGGGGUGAACGGGGCCCUGUUGCAAGCUGUCGCUAUUCAGUUAGCUGUAAAAUGCGACCCAUACGCGAAAAUCGACCCGGAGAGAUUCUGCAUUGAGUUGUUCAGAAGAAUGAGGAAAAUCGAGCGGGUAGAAGAAGAUGUGGACGACAUGGAGGAAGAAGAUGAUGGGACGAGAGAGGCUUACCAGAAUAAACUGCGUGUGGUUGAGAACUUGUUGCAAAGGAAGCACGACAAUGACUUGGAAGAAGAAGUUAUUAUGAACUUAGGAAACGGUAUUUCCGCAUAUGAAUCUGUACCGACGGCUAUUUAUUGUUUCUUGAGGGCCCUCAAUGAGAUUUCCUAUAUUCAGACUGACAAUGUGUUUCGAAGAACCAUUCAGUAUGCUGUUUCACUAGGAGGUGAUACAGACACAAUAGCCUGCAUGGCUGGCGCUAUAGCCGGAGCUUAUUUGGGAGAAAACUGCAUAAAUACAUCCUUAGCCAAGCAAUGUGAAUAUUAUAAAGAAGUGUUAGAAAUGGCAGAUAAUUUGUACGUAGCCAAAGAAGGCCCUGGAAAUUAAUAAAUGUUUGUUAAUUUU
This is a messenger RNA of Phyllotreta striolata, 1211 nucleotides long. The record is from the annotation of a GenBank genome assembly. NCBI's taxonomy places the organism in Eukaryota, Metazoa, Arthropoda, Insecta, Coleoptera, Chrysomelidae.